AGACAAACGACGGACGAUUACACAUUCUACCCGACUCACACAACUCAAAAAUAUUUUAGACCGACGGAGAAACAGUCAUUUGGUUUUAAACCCGAACUUCAAUAUUGCUGCAAACUUCAGAAUUGUGAUGUAAAUAUUACACUGGUGACGUCACUGCCUCCGGAGACACGACGCAGACAGCGCACGCAGCCAAUAAGAGAGCGCGCUUUCACUGCUGGAAUUUAACUCUAGGAUGUGAUGAGACUGUUGAGAUUAACUUCACAGACUCCAUGCUACGAAAGCAAACUCAUGAACCUAUUCCGCGUUUUCAUGGAAUUUGGGAAUUCGACGACAUGAAUCUAAGGGAUGGAAAUCACACAGCUCUUUUUAAUAGACGGUGAUUUUAUGGUGCAUCGGUCUAAUGGACAUAACUCUAAAAAAUGACUAUGACUUCACUGUCUGAAAGUUUGGUGGCUUCAGACCCCUCAAAAUCGGCAUUUCUGGAGUUCAGUCACGGCUACCAGUCUCACCAGCAGCAUUCCCCCGGUGUGUCCCACGCGCACUAUCCCGUGCACGGUUUGCAUCAAGGCGCACAUCCGCAGUACGAUACGGCCUUCUCAUCUGGCGCUGCUUUGUAUGGCCGUCCGCUCAGUUACCACUAUCCCAGCGCCCAUCACCACCCCGGAGCUUACCUACCCUAUCAACACAACAGUGCAGUUGGUCAAUCAAGAGGAGAGGGUGCAGAUUCCGAUAAGCAAAAUUCCAUCGAAAGUGGAGAAAUACGCCUGAACGGAAAGGGGAAGAAGAUUCGCAAACCAAGAACCAUCUACUCGAGCUUCCAGCUGCAGGCGCUCAACCAGCGCUUCCAGCAGACCCAGUACCUCGCGCUCCCUGAACGCGCUGACCUGGCUGCCAAACUGGGGCUGACACAGACACAGGUAAAGAUAUGGUUCCAGAACAAACGUUCCAAAUUCAAAAAGAUAAUGAAGCAUGGCUCAAGCGGACCAGAGGGAGAACACCUUCAAGCAGCUCCAAACUCUGGGCCACCAUGUUCACCAGGAAUGCCACCCCUGUGGGACGUUUCCAUGUCAACCAAGGGUGCUCCCAUCCAUUCUGCUGGAUAUAUUAAUUCUUUUGGACACUGGUACCCUGGUCAUCAUCAAGACCCAAUGCCAAGAGCUCAGAUGAUGUGACUGGAUUUGUAGGACAAUCUACAGUCCAAUUCCCCACUACUGAUUCUUAUCAGUACACUCUGUUUCAGAUCACACCUUUCAGCACUGUUUACUUACAGUCAAGCUUUCCUCAAGUUCCUCUUCAUACAGAUUUAGGUUGUUGACAAAGUUUUUUUGCUCACGGAUUCAUGGGGUGUUUUUUUUUUUUUUUUUUUAAAGACUGGAAGUAACAGCCUGACUGCUCUGAACUUGAAUUUUGUAUGCUCUAGGAAUUUGAAUAAAAUGCAUUGUCUUGUUGCCUCUUGGUUGUCUGGCUGUACCCUCUAUCAGAUAUUGCAAAGCCUGCAACUUCAGCUGCUUCACAAUUUUAAUUUAUCUGGACUGUUUAUCUGUCUAUUGCAUAUAAUUUUUCCUCCGUUAAAACAACAGACUUAAGAAACAAUGUUUUCAAUUAGGAGAUAGACCGAUAUAUAUAUCGUAAUUAUCGGUUAUCGGCAAAAUAAAUAUGCCAAUCGUUCCUCUGUGGCCAGUGCUGGAGGAGUCUACAGUUAGAAAGGCUUGUUUCUACUGUAUAACAGUGAUCUCUAGAAUUUAAAUAAAAACA
Messenger RNA from Xyrauchen texanus (razorback sucker), 1755 nucleotides. Its product is annotated as homeobox protein Dlx4a. The transcript has 4 exons. The record is from RefSeq and is a predicted model, not a curated record. NCBI's taxonomy places the organism in Eukaryota, Metazoa, Chordata, Actinopteri, Cypriniformes, Catostomidae. Bases 420 to 1172 code for a protein of 250 amino acids. Gene Ontology annotation, biological process: negative regulation of transcription by RNA polymerase II; cell differentiation; embryo development. Gene Ontology annotation, molecular function: DNA-binding transcription factor activity, RNA polymerase II-specific; RNA polymerase II cis-regulatory region sequence-specific DNA binding.